GAGUACGGGGGCAGAACGCCAGGGGUCUCUCCGGCUGGGUCACUGAGUGUCUCUCUCUCUUCCAGCACCGGGAGCUGGGCGCAGAUGAAAUUGAAGAGCUGCGCGAGGCCUUCGGGGAGUUCGACAAGGACAAGGACGGGCUGAUCAGCUGCAAGGAGCUGGGCCACCUGAUGCGCACCAUGGGCUACAUGCCCACCGAGAUGGAGCUCAUCCAGCUCUCGCAGCAGAUCAACAUGAACCUCGGGGGCCGGGUGGAUUUCGAAGACUUUGUGGAGCUGAUGACACCAGAGCUGCUGGCGGAGACAGCUGGGAUGAUCGGGCUGCAGGAGAUGAGAGACGCCUUCAAGGAGUUCGAUGCCAACGGGGACGGGGAGAUCACGCUGGACGAGCUGCAGCUGGCCAUGCAGCGCCUCAUGGGCGAGCGGCUCACCCCGCGGGAGAUCAGUGACGUGGUCAGGGAGGCCGACGUGAACGGGGAUGGGACUGUCGACUUCGAGGGUGAGGGGCUGCCCUGGGGGGCUGUGGGUAGUGCUUGCUCAGCCAGGGUGGGUCAGGCCACGUGGCCUGGCAGGGGGCCGUGGGUAACCCCUGCACGGCCAAGGUGGGUCACGCCACAUGGGCCUGGUGGAGAGGCCGUGGCAUCUCCUGGGUCACUACACUUGGCCAGUGGAAAGUCGUGGAGUCUCUCGCUGAAGGCGGGUAGGUUCGAUGAUGUGUCUGUGUCACCGUUGGUGGGAAAGGCAGAGAAGAUCCAUGACACAUCGGUGACCCCGGGGCCAUUGGUGACGGAGAUGGCUCCGGUGAAAAGGCUGGGGGAGGACUAG
This is a messenger RNA of Pelodiscus sinensis (Chinese soft-shelled turtle), 824 nucleotides long. The record is from RefSeq and is a predicted model, not a curated record. NCBI's taxonomy places the organism in Eukaryota, Metazoa, Chordata, Testudines, Trionychidae.